AAUUCUUUAUCCCGACUCGAUCAGGCCGUCCUGGCUGUCUGAUCUCAACAAUAAGUCGUCGCAUAACGAUCAUGAAAGGGCUUUCAGAUCGAUCGCGUGCGUUUUCUUUGUUUUGCACAGGCUUAUAAUCUAUGCUCGACUGUUAUCCUGUAAUCUUAUUUGUCCAAUAUGCCCGCAAUUCGACGCGGGAGUACAUACCUCGACGUCUCCACGACAGCACACACACCUGAGGGGCGCCUCAAACUCGAUAAACUUUGCGCUGGUCGCAAACUUGCGCAACAGAAUGCUGUCUGUACCACUUUGCUAUUCAUCUGCGAUGAAAAUCGCAAUCUUGGUCCCGCAGAUACCUUAAGCGUAUCCUUCGAGGAAUUCAAGACUACAAUGAAAAAUUGCGCGAGUGCUGCUGGCUUGAAGUUAGGCCCUUGCCAGCAUGCUUACUUGCGGCGGGUGCUCUUAUUCUUCUGGGAGCAUGGGCACAUCGACUUGACCUUUGCCCACAAUGGCCGUCAGCGGGAUGUGGUCCAACAGAUCGAAAUUCAAUCUAGUUUCUACAACAUUUAUCGCGGCUUUCAAGAAGUCCUGGAUGGAUAUGGAACAUUAUCGGCCCGGGAAAAAUACCGUGCGUAUAUGUCGCUUGCAACCAAAUUAUUUGGAAAGGAUCGAACACCGACUGUGCUCCAGGCAGCUAGAUGCGCUUUCCAAUAUUCCAGAAAAUAUCAGGAUUUAGCAUCCUCUGUACGUCGAGAAAGAGAUGCCGCUAAUAGUCAGGCAGACACUGUCGCGGACGACGAGAUUAAUGAAGGUGAUAAUUCGAUGGACUUAAUAACCCCAUAACAAUCAACUUGUUCCUUUCACACCUGCCCGCACGCUGAGCUAUAGCCACAGUAAAGGAGACAUUGGCCUCCCCACACCCGAGUCACUGCCUCGGCGACAAGUGGUUGUAUCACGGUCAUCACCUACAUCCACAGCAUCAUCCU
This is a messenger RNA of Suillus subaureus, 977 nucleotides long. RefSeq lists its product as uncharacterized. The transcript has 8 exons. The coding region runs from base 169 to 834 and encodes 221 amino acids. The record is from RefSeq and is a predicted model, not a curated record. NCBI's taxonomy places the organism in Eukaryota, Fungi, Basidiomycota, Agaricomycetes, Boletales, Suillaceae.